AUGGCAUACGUUUCUCGGCAUGAUGUUUGGAUGCCCUAUCAACUCAAUGAGGCUACCUUGACCAAACGCAUAUCCAUUUGCGAAUCGCUACAGAAACGCCUAGAAAACGAUCCAUUUUUGGAACGAAUGGUGACGGGUGACGAAAACUGGUUCGUCUACAAUGAUGUAACGCGUGAAAUAAUAUGGGGGCACAGCAGCGAUUUACCGCUAAUACCCUGGAAGGUGGGAUUGCAUCCGAAGAAAAUAAUGCUCUUCGUAUGGUGGGAUUUCAAGGGUAUCAUCUAUCACGAACUGUUACCGUCAGAAUUGGCACGUCGCAAGGGUGUCGUCUUCCACCACGGCAACGCCAGAUCUCAUAAGUCAUUGACCACUCAGAACAAAUUGUUUCAGCUUGGCUGGGAUAUUUUGCCUCAUCCUCCGUAUUCACCGGAUCUUUCCCCUACCAGUUAUCAUAUAUUCCGGCCACUGCGGGACUCUAUGGAGGAGAAAACCUUCAAUGAUGAAGAGGCCAUUAAAAACCACGUGGAUUGGUUUUUCGCUAAUAAGUGCCAGAUAUUUUACGAAAGCGGCAUAACGAUGUUGGAGACGAAAUGGCAAAUGGUCAUCGAUAAAAAUGGCCAUUGUAUAUCUUAUUAA
Harpegnathos saltator (Jerdon's jumping ant) is the source of this 636-nucleotide messenger RNA. RefSeq names its product histone-lysine N-methyltransferase SETMAR-like. The transcript has 2 exons. Gene Ontology annotation, cellular component: site of double-strand break; nucleus; condensed chromosome. Bases 1 to 636 code for a protein of 211 amino acids. Lineage: Eukaryota; Metazoa; Arthropoda; Insecta; Hymenoptera; Formicidae. Gene Ontology annotation, molecular function: single-stranded DNA endonuclease activity; histone H3K36 methyltransferase activity; double-stranded DNA binding. The record is from RefSeq and is a predicted model, not a curated record. Gene Ontology annotation, biological process: mitotic DNA integrity checkpoint signaling; replication fork processing; double-strand break repair via nonhomologous end joining.